Xyrauchen texanus (razorback sucker) is the source of this 2648-nucleotide messenger RNA. RefSeq names its product caprin-1-like. Gene Ontology annotation, molecular function: RNA binding. The transcript has 18 exons. The record is from RefSeq and is a predicted model, not a curated record. NCBI's taxonomy places the organism in Eukaryota, Metazoa, Chordata, Actinopteri, Cypriniformes, Catostomidae. Gene Ontology annotation, cellular component: cytoplasm. The coding region runs from base 145 to 2202 and encodes 685 amino acids.
GCUCUCAAUUGUCGGUGAGGCCGGCGGGGCGGAUCCCAUAGUAAAUUGAAAAAUAAAAUAGAAAGCAACAUAAUCAACGCUUCGAAUUAUUUACCACCUAACUGAUUAUUUUUUUUCCCCCUUGUGGAUAUAUUGCGCAUAAAGAUGCCUUCGGCAACAAUUUGCACCAGGACUGUGAAGUCUGCCAGCCCGGACUUGGGAUCCGCUCCCGGAUCAAUGAACCAAAUCACAGCCUGCAACCAGCUGACUGGAACCCAAUCGGAAGCCAUGAAGCAGGUGCUGGUGGUUCUUGAAAAGAAAGUCCGCAAUAUGGAGAAGAAAAAGAGCAAGCUUGAUGAGUACCAGGCAAGGAACAGCAAAGGAGAACGCCUCAACCUGGACCAGCUGGAAGCCCUGUCUAAGUUCCAGGAAGUAACCAAUAAUCUUGAGUUUGCACGAGAGCUGCAGAAGAGCUUUUUGGCUUUGGGUCAAGAAAUCCAAAAGACUGUUAAGAAAGCAGCGCGACGGGAACAGCUCCAGCGAGAAGAGGUGGAGCAGAAAAGGCUAAAGAGGGUUCUGAAGCUGCAGUUCCUCCUUUACCGACUUGGAGAUGAGAAUGUGCGGCAGGAGCUAUUGCAAGGAGCCAAAAGUCCCUCACUGCUGACUGAGAGUGACCUUACUGCCCUGGAUGAGUUUAACAAGCUGGUGGGGCCUGAAUAUGACCAAACCAUCAGGUUGACUGACCAGUAUCAGGAAGCAUCACAGCACUUAUGGGAACUCUUGGAGGGGAAGGACAAGCCUGUAGCAGGAACAACAUAUAAAGCACUGAAUGAGACAUUGGAGCGGGUUCUGCAGAGUGGCUACUUUGAUAGAGUGCCAUCUCAUCAAAAUGGAGUUUGUGCAGAAGUGUCUGAAGUCGAAUCCGCAGUUGAAGUGUCUGAAGCGGAGGAGCACCCUGCAGACACUGAGGUUGAAAUUAUGGAAGAGUACGCAGAACCCAUUGCGAUUGAGUCAACAGAGUUUGUAAAUAGGCAGUUAAUUUCAGAGAGCCCCAUCAAGAGUGGAUACAAGGAGCAAGAAGAGGAAUGGAUUGCUGAAACGGAGGUGGUUAACUCCAUGCAGCAGCCAGUUCUGAUGGCUCCCUCUCCUGUUGUCCCAGAGCCCCACCCACUGACCAUGGUGACUCCCACACCCCCUUCAGACCCUGUGGUUAGAAAGCAGGUGGUUCAGGAUCUCAUGGCACAGAUGCAAGGACCAUACAACUUCAUGCAGGAAUCCAUGCUUGAUUUUGAUGGCCAGUCUCUUGAUCCGGCUAUUGUUAUGGCACAACCUAUGAAGCCAGGGGCAAGUAUGGAUGUCCUUUCAAUGGUGGGUCAAACAUCUCACCCAGAAUCUCAUCUAGUGCUGCCUCCAGCAGUUGCCAUUCAACCUGAACCCCCACAAAUCCCCAUGGUCACUCCACCACCCGAAACCUUCUCCACUCCACCACCAAUGUACCAGUCCUAUCACACAGCUGAUACUCAACCACAGACAGACUCCAUUGAUGCUAUUCAGGCUUGCAUGCCCCUGACAGAGCACUCCCCUUCACAGACGCAGGUGUUCAAGUCCAGCUCUAAACCCCUGCAUGGCAGUGGCAUCAAUGUCAACGCAGCCCCAUUCCAGUCCAUGCAAGCGGUGUUCAACCUCAAUGUGCCUGUCCCACCAUCUAAUGAAACUGACUCAAUGAAGCAGGCCAGCCAGUACCAGAAUGGCUAUAACCAGGGUUAUAAUAGCCAGUUGCAGCACACUGUGGAGCAAACAGACUUGCCACCGGAGCAGCUCCAGUCUGUGGUUGGUGCCUUCCAUUCUCAAGAACAGUCACUCCCAAACUCCACUGGCCACCAGCCCAUUUCCCAGCAGCCGAAUGGCCAGGGCAACGGGUUCGGCCACCAUACUCAGUCAUUCAACAGCAGAGCUAUGUCUCGUGGUGGCCCUCGAAACUCACGUGGUAUGAUCAAUGGCUACAGAGGACCAUCCAAUGGUUUCAGAGGGGGAUAUGAUGGUUAUCGGCCACCCUUCUCCAACUCUGCAAACCCUGGAUAUGGACAAUCCCAGUUCAGUACUCCACGAGAUUAUUCCAACAGCAACUACCAACGGGAUGGAUACCAACAGAACCAUAAACGUGGUGCUGGACAAGGUUCUCGAGGGGCCCCUCGAGGAAAUGCUCCAGCCAUGCGGUCUUAAGCCUUGUAAACUGACCUUACAUCCUGGAACACACUGAACAUUGAAAUACUGAAGUGCAUAUCCCAGCUCUUUUGCUCCCUGGAAUUGAUCAUCAAUUGAUCCCUACACUGACACGUUAAAGAGAAAAUAGUUCACUGAUUCUUAAAGCAAACUGAAAACUGUGUCAAGAUUUUAAAGCUACCCUGUGUUUUUUACAGAUUCCUGUAAACUUGAAAUAUUUCACAAAUUUAUUUUUUGUACAAAAUAAAGCUCAAGUACCUUCCACAGCUGGUCCAAUACUGGGAGUUCUCCUUUUGCCCCACUUAUUUUUUUCUUUCUUUUUUCACGCAUCAACUAAUUUGGGUUCUGAAAAGGUUUUUUCUUUUGGUAUAUUUUAAAGAUUUUCUCACACCCUUAAUUUGUAAAGUGAUGUUGCUUCAUGAGUUUCAAUAAAGAUGUUGAAUUAC